Molecule: messenger RNA, 859 nt
Organism: Drosophila virilis
Lineage: Eukaryota; Metazoa; Arthropoda; Insecta; Diptera; Drosophilidae
Product: protein transport protein SEC31
Source: RefSeq, a predicted model, not a curated record
UCAACUGCAGCACCAGCAGCAUCAGCAGCAUCAACAUCAACUACAGCCUCAUCCGCAACAGCAGCCACCACAGCAGAUCAGCUGCAUCACAACGCUGCAACAGACAAGAACCACACAGCAGAUGCAGCCGUUGCCUUGCCUGGAAGCAGCUGCUACGCCUGCGCAGCGGCAGGCAACCACAUCAACGACAUAUAUAAACAAUCCGCCGCCAGCAGCAGGCCCACAUUGUCAGAACAGCUGUAGCAGGCACAACAGCAACAACUAUGCUUUAAGCCUACCCAAUCGUUGCCACGACAAGAACAUGGACAUUAAUUCGACCGCGCCUGCCUUCACCAACAACAGCUACAAUAAUGCAGCACCUAUGAUUUUUGUGCCGUUCAGUGUGCCCGUGCCACAUCAACAGCAGCAACAACAACAGUCGCUGCAAUAUACACCACAGCAGACACCUUCCUUGCCAGCUGUUAAAAACUCGAUGCCGCCAUUGGGCCAGACCCCAGCACCACCACCACCGCAGCCGCCGCCACUGGUGCUGCCGCUUGCAUUUCAUUGCCACUAUCCGCCUCCAGUUCCGGCAUUGCCUUCGUUGCCACAGCCGCCAAUAUCCGGACCGCUGCCCCCAAGAGCACCACCAACACCGCCGCCCCGCAUUGUGUUGCCGCUCAAAGCGGUCGCUGCAGCAGCUAUUAGAGCGCAUCAGCAGAACGGCAAAUUGCCCCGCAAUCUGCCCGCAUUGCGUGCCAUGGAAAUGGCCCUGCGCACCAACUCGUUUGCCGCAACUGGAGGCGGCAUACAGCCCAUGGAGGAGGCCGACAAUAGCGACUCGGAAAUGGAGUACAUGAUACCGUUACACAGUGAGUAG